CCCACAUAAAUUUUAGCGAAUGCCCUAAUACCCUAAUCAUUUUGGGGAUUUCAAUGUGAAAUUCUCUCUCUUCAAUUGUGCUCGUCAUCUCCAGUGGAAUCAACACCUUUGCAGGUUGAGAAGUGGAGGUUAGAAUAAAUAGAAAAUGAACAACUCUUCUGCAGGGCCAUCCUCAAAAGCCAGAGUAGGAGCAUCACAACCUUCAGAAAGUUCACUUAAAAGGAAACGUGGCAUGUUUCAGAAAGACUUGCAACACAUGAUGUAUGGUUUUGGAGAUGAUAGCAAUCCACUUCCAGAAACUGUAGCACUUGUGGAAGACAUCGUGGUGGAUUAUGUUACUGAUAUGGUGCACAAAGCUCAGGAUGUUGCAACCAAAAGGGGGAAACUUUUGACGGAGGACUUUCUGUUCUUAAUUAGAAAGGACUUGCCGAAACUCAAUCGGUGUACAGAACUGUUGUCCAUGAAUGAAGAGCUGAAACAAGCUCGGAAGGCUUUCGAGGUCGAUGAAGAGAAAUUGGCUUCACAUCAGUGAGGGGGAAGUGUGAAGUUAUGAUCUUAGUUCAGAAUGACAAAGUGAGUGGCACCAAUCACCAUAGGACCAGUAUACAGUUUACCAACACAGGAGUAAAUAGCUGCUUCUCAUUUUUAUCUAGCACAAUAGAUGGCCGAGUCACCUUGUAGCUGCACUUCAGAGCUAUCUAACCUUUCUUCAUUUUUCCUACCUUUAUAAACAUCUUUUCCUUUUUGUUUUGAGUUCCUAGUCAUGCUUCUUCAGAUCCUCAAUGCUGAACGCCACCGUGUGUAGUUGACAGUUCUUAAGUUGGAUGUGGAAGGUAGCCAUAACAUCAUCAAUCUACUUGUUUGUAGAUUUGCACAAAUUGAAGGAUUGAGUUGUAAAGUAAAUCGAGUAAUCAACUGAUUAGAUUGGUUUUGA
Solanum dulcamara is the source of this 934-nucleotide messenger RNA. RefSeq names its product transcription initiation factor TFIID subunit 13. The transcript has 6 exons. The record is from RefSeq and is a predicted model, not a curated record. Gene Ontology annotation, molecular function: protein heterodimerization activity. Gene Ontology annotation, biological process: transcription by RNA polymerase II. Bases 146 to 532 code for a protein of 128 amino acids. Lineage: Eukaryota; Viridiplantae; Streptophyta; Magnoliopsida; Solanales; Solanaceae.